Molecule: messenger RNA, 1389 nt
Organism: Symbiodinium pilosum
Lineage: Eukaryota; Dinophyceae; Suessiales; Symbiodiniaceae
Source: the annotation of a GenBank genome assembly
AUGGGGCUCUUCAAUCGUAUGCUGGGUGUGUGCUCAGCUGCAGGAGAUUUUCACGGGGCUGAGCGUAUCCUCCAGCGUGCUAUCAAAAGUGCCUUUGAACCACAGACGUUGACCCUGGCCUUAGUGGUGGCAGCUUGUGCCGAGGCAAGGGAUGUUGUACGAGCUGAGCUUUGGCUAAGAAGGAUAUGCCUAACAGGCAUGCAUGCUGAUGUUCCUGGGCACCCGGAAGUGAUAGGCAGCCUGAUGGAUGCGGGUGCUGCUCCAUUGGCACAUGUUGCGAAGCAAGCAGCCCAGGACACCGUCGCUGAACAUACAGCGGAAAGUCGCUUGUCAUCGCAUUUGCACGUGCUUCGGAAGCAUUCGAAGCUCAGUGAGGAUGAGAUGACAAGCCUCAGCAGCCUGUGGGAAGAACUUGUGCAGCAGCACAAAAACUCUGGAACGCCAGUGUCCAGACCUGUCCUUCAGGCAACGUUGCAAGUACUUGCGAGAUGCAACAGACAGGAAGAGAUCCAAGCCUUGUUGAAAGACCUGCCAUCUCUGGGCCUCCGCCCAGAUCAAAAGAUCUACGGCAUUCUGAUUGAGGGAGCGGCGCUAUGCAAAGAUGUUGCUCAGGCAGAGGCCUUCUUCAGAGCGGCUCGCGAGGCCGGCAUCGAGCCGUCCCUACCCAUGCUGAACAGCCUCAUCAAGUGCUGUGCCGCAGCCGCAGAUGUGAGCAAUGCAAAGAAGUGGUUUGAGCGAAUCUAUUCCGAGGGCCUUGUUCCCAACGCCUUGUCCUUUAACGGCCUCCUUGGAGCUUGCGGGACAGGUGGUGUGGACAGUGAAGCAGAGCUGGUCCUACAGCAGAUGGUAACUGCGCAGCUGCAGCCGGAUAGUUACAGCUAUUUGGCGUUGAUUAAGGCGGCAAGCAACAAGAGUGGUCAGGAGGCUGAGCGUUGGCUAUCCACAGCCAUAUCCGCACGUGUCAAUGUCGAUACAGGCAUGUUUAAUGCAGUCUUGCGUGCCUACGUCGCGCAUUCGGACUCCUGGGAAGCCAAGCGCAUAUAUGCAGACAUGGAGAGGGCAGGCGUGCCAGGCAACGCCGCCACCUUCCUGUCAGUGGCUUAUGCGCACGCACUCGAAGGGGAAGUGUCCAAGGUUGAGGAUUUCGUUUACGCUUCAGGCCAGGCAGGUUCUGGCCUUGGACGCGAGGAGUAUUCCUGCCUGCUGCAGGCAUACUCCAACAAACAGAGAUACCGGAGCCACAAGGCAGAGCGUGUUUUCCGUGAGAUGAUCUCGCAGAACAUCAUGCCCACCGCGAAGAUGCUCCAAUAUUUGCGUUUCGCUAUGGGCGAUGGUCCGGCACAGGCUCUCCUCGAGGAGUUGCGUGUUGACCCGCUUGAUGCCCCUUGA